AUGUCGACUAUUGUGAGGACGUUGCGCAACCUUCGCCGCGUUGGCUUCAAGGAUGCCGCCCACCAGAUGCAGAACAUCGGUGAUACCAAAGCCGGAACUCUGAUCGGAACCGAUCGCUUCGGAAACAAGUACUUCGAGAACAUGGAGGAAUUGCCUCUCCGAACACGUUGGGUUGACUACAAGGAGGCCGAAUUCGACGCAUCCCACAUUGAGCCCGGCUGGCACGCCUGGAUCUCCUACGUCGUUGAUGCUCCUCCCCUCACCGACAAGAUCUUGCAGACCAAGCUCCGCGCCUGGGAACUGCCCGAGCACCGCCCUAACCCGACUUUCAGCCGUGCUGCAUUCAAGACUUACUCGACCACCCGGCCCAAGAUCACUGCCUGGACCCCCACCGCUGCUCCGCGGUAG
Molecule: messenger RNA, 408 nt
Organism: Penicillium paradoxum
Lineage: Eukaryota; Fungi; Ascomycota; Eurotiomycetes; Eurotiales; Aspergillaceae
Product: complex I NDUFA12 subunit family protein
Exons: 7
Coding region: 1-408 (135 amino acids)
Biological process (GO): mitochondrial respiratory chain complex I assembly; response to oxidative stress
Cellular component (GO): membrane
Source: RefSeq, a predicted model, not a curated record